GGUGCGACAGGCUGGCGGCGGGAAGGACCCUUCUCUCGGCGCGGCUGGCGCGAGCGAAGAUGGCGGCGGGGGAGGUGAAGUCGGUGCUCUUCGUGUGCCUGGGAAACAUUUGUCGCUCUCCAAUAGCUGAAGCAGUUUUUAGAAAACUUGUAACUGAUGAAAAAAUUGAAAAUAAGUGGAGGAUAGACAGUGCAGCAACAUCUACCUAUGAAAUAGGAAACCCUCCUGACUAUCGAGGACAGACUUGCAUGAGGAAGCACGGCAUUACCAUGAAUCAUAUUGCCAGGCAGAUUACUAAAGAAGAUUUCCAGACCUUUGAUUAUAUACUUUGUAUGGAUGAAAGCAAUCUAAGAGAUCUGAAAAGGAAAAGCAACCAAGUUAAAGACUGCAAGGCUACAAUUGAACUACUUGGGACUUAUGAUCCACAGAAACAACUUAUUAUUGAAGAUCCUUACUAUGGGAAUGAAAAGGACUUUGAAACUGUUUACGAGCAGUGUGUUAGAUGCUGUAAAGCAUUUUUGGAAAAGCCUCAUUAAUGCAUCAUUUUAUUUCUAAAAGAAAAUAAUUAGCUCCUCCUGAAAUAUGUAAGCUUUACUUGAUUGGUGUAUUUGAAAUGUAAUAUUAUGCCUCCUCAGUUGAGCCAAAUUGGCACUUUUUCAGUUUAAUUUUGUAUUGUAGCUCUUCUGUCAUUUAAUUAGAAAAACACAAAAAAGUUUUAAACUUCAGUUGGAUGAUCAACCAUUUUCUCAUGCAUCUAUGUAAUAAUAAAGUAUUUCAUUCAGAAUAAA
Rhea pennata is the source of this 788-nucleotide messenger RNA. It is a transcript of the gene ACP1, whose product is annotated as acid phosphatase 1. NCBI's taxonomy places the organism in Eukaryota, Metazoa, Chordata, Aves, Rheiformes, Rheidae. Gene Ontology annotation, cellular component: cytoplasm. The transcript has 6 exons. The coding region runs from base 60 to 536 and encodes 158 amino acids. The record is from RefSeq and is a predicted model, not a curated record. Gene Ontology annotation, molecular function: non-membrane spanning protein tyrosine phosphatase activity; acid phosphatase activity. Gene Ontology annotation, biological process: protein dephosphorylation.